AGGCCGUCACUCUCGCCAGACCAAAAACAAUCCUAUAAAGAGUAGGCACGGGAGAUACCUCCGCAGUUACACACUAUCAUGCCCUCCGACGGACUCUACGCUCGCCACCACAUUGUUCAAGAUCCCGGCGUCCUCACCAACGCCCGUAUUCGCCCCCUAGAAGAAGAUAUUCUCUUCUUAAACACCGGGUCGGGGUCAGAAUCCCUCAGGGGGGAGAUCUCCAUGCCGGCUCGAGUGAAAAGACGCUCCAAAACAGUAUGUUGUGGAACGGACUGUAUGACGAUGGUAUACCGGAGCUUUAAAAAGUGCUUACUUGUCGUGCUCUUAGCCGCAUCCCGCCAUGACUACCUGACUAUAGUUUGACCACCCCACUGGCGCAUCCAAGAAUCGAGCCUGGUAAGUCUGAAAUCCGCAAGGCCAACAGAGACACGGCAGUGCGCCGUAGCGAUUGAUGAUAAGGUUAUUAAACAAAUGCCACUAAGCCGAAAGCUGAGAUCAGGAUCGAGAUGUAUAUAGAAGUAAUAUAUACGAAAUUAAGAGAUUAAGGAUAGCGUUAAAACCGCCCCGCCGUGUUCUCGACGCUCAAGCUUAACAAUGGCUAGCUAUAUCGUGAAUAAAAAGCUCAAUUUCGAAUCGUCUCCUCAGCUGUUUAAAGAGGUUUGUAAAAAGCCCCGCAGCCAAUGAUUAGACCUUCAGUGUCUUCAGACCAUACUAAAGGCCGAAUGCGAUAUAAACACUAUAAAAUAGGAAUACCCCAACGAGGCGGGUUCUUGAAAUGAACCGGUGUCCAUAAACAGACCCCAGCAAGCAAACUAGGAUCUAAAAAUCGAGGGUGGGAAUAGGCGUGCCUCGUUAUGGCAAACGAGCGUUUGGUUGAAUUAGUUGGGUUCCCC
This is a messenger RNA of Durotheca rogersii, 893 nucleotides long. RefSeq lists its product as uncharacterized. Lineage: Eukaryota; Fungi; Ascomycota; Sordariomycetes; Xylariales; Xylariaceae. Bases 79 to 363 code for a protein of 94 amino acids. The transcript is spliced from 3 exons. The record is from RefSeq and is a predicted model, not a curated record.